CGCACUUGAGUUUUUCAUAUUUUUUUUUUUUUUUUAAAUGUAAAACUUUAAAAAAAUAUUUUAAUAUAGAAUGUAUUUAAUGAAAAAAUACCCUAAUUUUUCAGUCAUUUUACCUUAACUGUUUUCAAUCAAACGCGUCAUCUCGUUUCCAUAUAGAUCUAUUUUUGAAUCCCCUUUUUUUUCGAGUUUCAUCAGCAGUUACAUAACCACGAAAAAUAGAUGUCUAGUCAUAAGGGUAAGUUUGUAAUAAAAAGGAAGCAGGAGAAUCAUUUAAAUUGAGAAUGAAUGACAGAAAAAUGAGACUUGAAGAUAUUAAUGAGGAACCCAAAAGGAUUAGACCUUAAAUAAUAUAGCACCGCAUGUAUCAACUGUCCCGCAGAAAAUCUUGAUUUAAAAAAAUGGCAGCUCCCAUGAACUUUUGCCCAGGCGGUGCCGAAUGUGACGAUGAUGAAUUUGAUGAUGGAUUUUUGUUCGAUUGUGAUGACACUAAUGAUGAGAAGUCUCAUUUGAGAACACACGAAUACUCGAAUGGGACCACAAACCACGCAGAUAGAGGAGGUUUUGGGGUUCCAUUAUCCAAAUCCAAGUCAUCUAAAUCCGAGAAUCCAAAAGAGAGAAAGAUCAAAGAAGCAGUCACAGUUGGAGCGGAUGAUUUUAGAAUGGCUGUGUCGAGGGGGAACCUUGAUGCCAUCAAAACAUUUAUAGAGAAAGGGUACAAUGUGAACACUGUCCUGAAGUGUGGAUGGACUCCCCUGAUGUAUGCUGCCAACUUUGCUUUCCCUCAGAUUGUCAAGUCCCUCCUGGAUAAUGGGGCAGAUCCCCACCAUCACAAAGAUACGUACACUGUGUUGAUGGCGGCCUGUGGCUCCACCUCUAAUAACGAGGACAACAUUCUGCAGUGUGUGGAUUACCUCCUGGAGAGAGGGGUCAAACUCAAUACUCAUGACAGGUACCACAUGUCUCCGUUAAUGUACGCCUGUAGAGAGGGUAGGGUCAAGGUCGUGUCAAGGCUACUAGACAAAGAAGCUAACAUCAACAAACAGGAUAACCGGGGCUGGACAUCCCUGAGUUGGGCCAUCAGUAAAAAUCACCAGGGAGUAGUGAAGCUUUUGGUUGAGAGAGGGGCGGACACUAAAAAACUACACUCUGAUGGACAAACAGCUAUGGAUCUAGCCAUUGCUCAGGAUCUUCAACUGGUGAUAAAAUUACUUGGAGGAGACACAGAAAACAGUAUUGGCAUUUCAGCCAAUCAGAAUCAAGCUUACUCCUCCUGUAAUGGAUUACCAGCACAUUCCAGCUCUGGUGCUCCAGAUCUGGAUUCAUCAAAAAAGGCCGUGAUAUAUGGAGAGCUGGAACUGUUUCUGAGUGGGCUGGGUCUCAGUCACCUGGUACAGCUGUUCCAGGACCAGCAGGUCGAGUUUGACAUGUUUCUCAGGAUGACAGAUGAAGACUUGAUAAAGAUGGGUAUUCAACAAAUCGGAAUUCGGAAGAAGAUUCUAGAUGGUGUCCACAUGGUCCACAAACAGGACUGGGAGAAAGGGAGUCUGCCUACCGUACCAUACAACAGAAAGAUGAGCUGCAGUGAAGCAGUUGCUAUGGCAGCCAACAUCAGUAAACAUACGAAAUACUUGUCCAGUACCAUCGGUUACAUAGCCGACCAAAUAACCGUCAACUCUCCUGUUUUAGAGACUCAGGAUGGUACCACACCAAAGCAACUCCAGAAACACUGUCUAGAGACACGGGCGAACGUAGAGAUGUUACAGAAAGAAUUGACGAGAUUAUCAUCCAAAUUACAGAAGGUAUUUCAGAAAAGGAAUGUUGAUCCGCCCGACCUUGUGACCUUACCAGUGAACCGGAAGUCACGUAUCAAUUACAAGCGCGUUCUUUUGGUCCUUGGUGUCUGUGUGCCAGUUGGAGUGGUCAUAUUUUACAGCAGGGACGCUCUGUUAAAACGAAUCAAUCAGUUUGUAUCAGAAUAACUUAAAAUUCAAAAAUCGAUGCUUUUCAACUAGUCCCAAUUGUUAAAUGGUUGUGAUCGCACAUUGCAAUAUUCUUGCAUGUGUAUUAUAAGAGUGUUCUAAUAAUAUUUUGUGCCAAACUAUAUUAUGAUAGAGAGUAUGAUGAAAUUCACACGAAAGAGAGAGAUUGUGUCAUUCACUAAACUGAAAGGUGUGGUUUUUAUCCGCACAGAGAGUGGGGUAUGCUAGUAGAUUUUGUGAUUCUCAGGGAAGACUAAAUGUACAUGGAUGGAAUUUUUUUUUUUUUUUUUUUUUUUUUUUUAGUGUUUGCUCUUGAGACUUGCGCAACAACUUGUGAGGACGCUAAUAAUGUGUUUAUCAAAACUUCACGUCAAUGUCAUGAUAGAUAAAUAUGCUUAUUUAAGGAAUAAAUGUCUACCUUGUUUAUGUUACGGAAGCCAUGAAGGCAUUGGAAGCUUAGGUUAAAUUUUGCAAUCGUUUAGGCUUAUGAAAGAGUUGCCCCAUGCGAACAUUUUUUUUAUAUCCUCCUGAUACAAACUAUCUAGUACUCCUUUUAUUUAUAGUAAAUAAAUUUGUAAUUUGACUUGUGUCGGUUUAUAAAUAUAAAGCUUUUUAUGCUAAGCCAAAUUUUCAGUGCCUUUUAUCAAGAUAUAAAAAUACAUUGAAAUAUCAAAGGUUUAAUGCUGACCAGACAUUGACAAAUGUAAAUAUUACUGUAUUAUUUCAAGUAAAAAAAAAAUCUUUAAAUCUCUGGCACUGUACAGUUUUAGGAUGGGGCUAUAUUUGUGUUGAAAGUUUUACAGAAGAAAAUGUACAAAUUUCUCUUUCUUUAAGAGUUUUCUUUUCCUUUUACACCACUGACAAGUGAGAUUGUAUUCAAUUGAAUCCAUACAAACGUAUUCUUUUUAAAAUGAAUGAUUUUGAUGUGAAUUUUAACAAUAUACCUACAUAGGGUACUGUAAUUAUAAAUGCACAUGUAGAUAGAUAUGUUAUGUAAAUUUCAGUGUUCAGUAUUGAGCAGCAAUGACCUUUUCUGUACUCGUAAUUUUGAAAUAUUUUUUUGUAUACUUGUAGGGAGAGGGCAUUGUAAGUUUUAGAACUUGCACCCAAUCCCAAUAUUUCAUUUAAAGUUCAAUAAAAUAUAUACAACACCACAGACAAA
This is a messenger RNA of Ostrea edulis (European flat oyster), 3141 nucleotides long. RefSeq names its product ankyrin repeat, SAM and basic leucine zipper domain-containing protein 1-like. The record is from RefSeq and is a predicted model, not a curated record. NCBI's taxonomy places the organism in Eukaryota, Metazoa, Mollusca, Bivalvia, Ostreida, Ostreidae. Gene Ontology annotation, molecular function: protein binding. The transcript has 12 exons. Gene Ontology annotation, cellular component: pi-body. The coding region runs from base 399 to 1979 and encodes 526 amino acids. Gene Ontology annotation, biological process: piRNA processing.